This is a messenger RNA of Oreochromis niloticus (Nile tilapia), 3424 nucleotides long. RefSeq names its product cell cycle associated protein 1a (gene caprin1a). The coding region runs from base 231 to 2138 and encodes 635 amino acids. The transcript has 17 exons. Gene Ontology annotation, cellular component: cytoplasm. The record is from RefSeq and is a predicted model, not a curated record. NCBI's taxonomy places the organism in Eukaryota, Metazoa, Chordata, Actinopteri, Cichliformes, Cichlidae. Gene Ontology annotation, molecular function: RNA binding.
CCACCAAUAAAAACCAAGAAGAAGAAGGCAGCGUCGAGGUUAGCAGUGGGGUCCUUUUUAGCUGCUACCGUUAGCUCUGCAGCAGCUAAGCAGCCAUUGGCCGGUGUGAGUCGGAGCAUCCUUCUAGAAAAACACCGCUUGAAGUGAAAGAUAUUGAACCGCAGUUAACGCAGCACAGCUAAAGUAAAACGAGACCAACGAGAUCUCUUUGAAGUCAAAGAGUCUUAAAGAUGCCUUCAGCAACAGCUGGCAACAGUGCUGUCCAGUCUGCCAUUCCAGACCUGGGAAAUGGAAGUCAUUCUGAGGCCAUGAAGCAGAUUAUUGGUGUGAUUGACAAGAAGGUCCGCAAUAUGGAAAAGAAAAAGUCCAAACUGGAUGACUACCAGGCAAGAAAGAAUAAGGGCGAGAGACUAAAUCAGGAUCAGUUGGAGGCCUUGGCGAAGUAUCAAGAGAUCAACAACAACUUAGAGUUUGCUCGAGAACUGCAAAAGAGCUUUCUCGCAUUGGGUCAGGAGAUUCAAAAGGCAGUCAAGAAGUCUGCAAGACGGGAACAGCUGCAGCGAGAAGAGAGUGAACAAAGACGCUUGAAGAGUGUUUUGGAGCUUCAGUAUUUACUCGACCAGCUGGGAGAAGACAGUGUCAGGCAGGACCUUAAACACCCCGAUGCCUCUGGUGCACCUUUGCUCACUGAUGCUGAACUCUCAUCCCUCGAUGAGUUUUACAAAUUGGUAGGACCUGAGAGGAACUACGAUGUAAGGUUGACUGACCAAUAUGAAGAAGCCUCACUACACCUGUGGGAACUGCUUGAGGGUCGAGACAAGGCUGUAGCAGGGACCACGUACAAGUCACUGAAGGAAACCCUGGACAAAGUGCUGCAGAGUGGUUACUUUGACAGAGCGCAAACUCAUCAAAAUGGGACGUGCGAGGAGGAAGAAGAGCAAGAGGAACAGACCGUGGUGGCUGAGUCUAAAGCUGUGGAGCAGCCAUCGGAACCUGGAUUGGCUAGUGAAAAAAAUACAGAGCCCGUUAAAGUGGAAACUAUAGAGUUUGUAAACAGACAGUUCAUUCCAGAAACUACAUACAGCAGUACAGACAAAGACCAAGUUGAGGAGUGGAGUGUGGAGGCCCAGAUGGUGAAUUCACUCCAGCAUCAGCCCCCUGCUCAGCUGGCUCCAGAACAAACCAUUACUGUGAACCAAGUCACUCCCACUCCUGCUACUGAUCCCGUGGUUAGAAAGCAGGCAGUGCAAGACCUCAUGGCCCAGAUGCAAGGGACAUACAACUUCAUGCAGGACUCCAUGUUGGAGUUUGAUGGCCAGGCGCUGGAUCCAGCCAUUGUGUCUGCGCAGCCAAUGAAGCCUGUGCAAGCUGUUGACCUGCAGCAGAUGGGCGGUCCUCUACUCCACUCGGAGUCCAGACUUCCUCAGACAGCUGCAGUGUCUGGACCACAGGAAUCCUCACAAGCCUCAAUGUCUCUGUCAUCUGAACCGUCUCCUGCCCCAUGUUCUCUGUCCUCUGCCUUCCCUCCUGUCUCCAAACCCACCCUCACUGGAGGCAUCAAUGUCAACGCAGCACCUUUCCAGUCAGUGCAAGCGGUAUUUAACAUGAAUGCACCUGUACCUCCAACUACCGAUGGCCAAGUAGACCCCUUGAAGCAGCCUAGCCAGUUCCCUGGUGGCUAUGGACAGGGCUUUAGCAGCCAGCCAGAAAAUACGGUCGACCAGCCUGACAUCCCACAAGAAAGAUUACAGACAGUUGUUAAUGCAUUCCAGCCCCAGGACCAGAUUAUGUCCUCAACUGCAGGACAUGAAGAUCCCUCUGUAGGGGCAGGGUUUGGGCAGUCUGGUCAGUCCUUCUACAGCAGCAGAGCUGUACCAAGAGGUGGACCCAGGAACGCUCGUGGCGUGAUGAAUGGAUAUCGGGGCUCCUCGAAUGGAUUUAGAGGUGGAUAUGACGGCUAUCGUCCACCCUUCUCCAACGCUCCCAGCAGUGGAUACGGUCAAGCUCAGUUCAACACAUCUCGGGACUAUUCCAGCAGUUCCUAUCAGCGGGAGGGAUAUCAGCAAGGCUACAAACGUGGAGCAGCCCAAGGAUCUCGUGGUUUGUCCCGAGGUAAUGCGCAGGCAAUGCGAUCCUAAAGGAUCCCGGGGACCGUCGAAUUACGCCACGUUGAACAUUCAGGAUUUUUUUGAAUGUGUUUGCCCCAGCUCACUUUUAUAACAAUGUUUUGUUUCUCAUCGGUAAUCUUAUUUUUUUAACUCCUGGCCUACUUAUCAGUCAGCCUGCUUCGGUCUGUCUAGAUCUUUUUGAUGUUUUAUCACAAAAAUGCUGAAUUUAACUACAUGUAGGAUUAUCAGCAAGUACGUGUGAUGAAAAACAACAAAUAGAUAUUCCUGUAAACUUGAAAGAUUUCAUUAAUUUAUUUUUUGUACAAAAUAAAUGCAAAAAAUACCCCGCCACUGUCAAUUUGAUUCCAUGAGUGCUGUAAGCCACUUGUUACUCCCUUUAUAAUUUUCAUCAAAACGUUUAAUUUUCUUUUGUUUGUUUUUUGAACUCCCGUGUCCCCGCCUGCAUCGUCACCUCUUUGUACACUGUUAUUGAUUGAGACUGUUUCAAUAAAGUUGUGCCCUAUUACCUUCUGUUACUGACACUGUUUUCUGACAUUUUCAUUCUGUGUGGUGUUGCAUUUGAGUAGUUUAACUUGAUACAAUCCUGUGUAGAAUUCAGUUUACUUCAGAGCAGCCUUCAGUUAUGACCAUAGCAGCUAUGGAAACAGCCCGUUUUUAUUACAUUGCAUCUGUUCAUUUUCAGAAAUGGUUUUACUGGAGAUGAAUGUCCCAGGGGAAACGCAUCACUCAAACAUUACCAGUGAAAUCUGUUUGACAACCUGAACCACUUUAUUUUAUUUUAGCUGAGGUGUGCAAUUUUGUCAAAUGACCCUUGGAUCCAGCAGCAAGAAAUGAACACCAGCUUUACAUUUUGUGCAAAAUAUAAUGCAUGGCACACGGGAAACGACUGACAAAGCAAAUAAAGAGAAGGUUUCUUAAAUUUUGUGUAAGGUAAAACCGAAAGGCAGAGAUCUCAUCGACUGAAAAUUUAAAUCUUCAGUGAGAAGUGGCAGCAACUCCCAAAUAUCUGUGACCCGUGUUCAUUAUUCUCCCCGAUUUGAAGAAACAAAUUUACAUUAAACAAAAGCAUACAGGAUAACACAGCAUUUAACACCAAACCAGCAUUUUUCCAAAUAUGCUAAUAUGUUUUCUUUCAUGUAAAAGUCAUAAAUACCUCAGAAUGAACAGAGAGAAACAAAAUUCAAAGUUUUCAUUGCCUUACUUUGACAGUUUCAGCAAAGUACUAGAUGGUUAGGUAAAAGUGUAAACCUUAAACAUUAAUAUCAAAACUGUUUCAUCAGAAUCACGUAGCAAUA